Molecule: messenger RNA, 2110 nt
Organism: Lecanosticta acicola
Lineage: Eukaryota; Fungi; Ascomycota; Dothideomycetes; Mycosphaerellales; Mycosphaerellaceae
Source: the annotation of a GenBank genome assembly
AUGUCGGAGUUGCGGCGACGUAUCCUCGGCUCUGGCGAGAACGACGACUCGUCUGAUAGCUCGCGUGAGCAUAGUCCGGCACCUGCACCCACGGAUGCUGGCGGAGAGGCAUAUCGAGUUAUUCCGAAGGAGAAGCUCGACAAGCUCAAGCAGAGCAAAUCAAGAGGUGGCAAGAGGCGUAAUGCAUGGGUGUUCGGGCUUGGGAGUCUGUUCGGGCUCUUCGUCGCUGGAUACUUCGCGAGCAGCAAUGGGAGUCUCGACAAGCUGGUCACGAUGGCAGGACUGGAAGACCUGAACCUGGAUACUGUGCUAGAUGUCCUACCGGCCGGAUUGAUACGCGAUGUGCGGGAUCUACAGGUAUGAAUUGCCAUGCUCCUCAUUACGUGCCACGGAGCUGAUGUUGACAAAGGCCUUUGGAUUUGUAGUCUCGUGAGAAGCAGGCCGUCGAUUACGAUUCGUUCGCAGUCGGAUUACACGCACGCCAAGAAGGCAUCUCUGCCAAAUACCCCGUGAUCAUGAUUCCUGGCGUUAUUUCGACAGGGUUAGAGAGCUGGGGAACAGAGGAUGACUCGCGACAAUACUUUCGCAAGAGAUUAUGGGGUUCUUGGAACAUGAUGCGGGCACUGGUCUUGGACAAGGCGGGCUGGAAGCGCCAUAUAAUGCUGGACAAGAAGACUGGUCUUGAUCCGCCUGGAAUCAAGCUACGGGCUGCCCAAGGUUUCGAUGCUGCAGAUUUCUUCAUUACGGGGUACUGGAUAUGGAACAAGAUAUUGCAGAACCUUGCGUCAGUCGGAUACGACCCGACGAAUGCGUUCACGGCUGCUUACGACUGGCGAUUGAGCUACAUGAAUUAUGAGAAAAGGGACCAGUACUACACCCGGCUGAAGAGCCACAUCGAAGUAGCCAAGCAGGUCAGCGGAGAGAAGGUGGUUCUACUAUCACAUUCCAUGGGAUCGCAAGUCCUGUAUUACUUUCUGCAUUGGGUGGAGGCCGAAGGGCAUGGCAAUGGUGGUCCCUCCUGGGUCGAUGAGCAUGUUGAAGCCUGGAUUAACAUAUCUGGCUGCAUGCUGGGCGCCCUCAAGGAUUUGCCAGCGGUUCUCAGCGGAGAGAUGAGGGACACCGCUCAGUUGAAUGCUUUUGCUGUCUAUGGCCUCGAGAAGUUCCUCUCACGCGCGGAACGCGCCGAGAUCUUCAGAGCUAUGCCUGGUAUCAGCAGCAUGCUACCGAUAGGCGGCAAUGCGGUCUGGGGAGAUCAGUACGGCGCACCAGACGAUCAACCAGAGCAACCGACCACAUUUGGCAAGUUCAUUAGCUUCAAGCAAAGCAACAAUUCGGAGACUGAAAGGAACCUCACGGUGUCUCAAGCCAUCCCGUACUUGUAUAAGAAUACUGAAGACUGGUAUGCGGAGGCGACUCAGCAAAGCUACAGCCAUGGCGUCGCGCAUAGCAGGAAGGUAGUUGAAGACAACCAGAAAAUCCCGGCAAAGUGGAUGAACCCUCUAGAGACACGACUUCCACUGGCGCCGAACAUGAAGAUCUAUUGUUUCUACGGUAUUGGCAAACCUACAGAGCGAGCAUACUUCUAUCGGGAAGAGAAGGACGCUUUCAACCAGUCAUAUGUUGUCAUUGGUAAGUGAACGGCACGCCCCACGCGUAACUUCCCCCGCUGACAUUUGUAGACACAACUGUCAAUACUCCCGACGGUGUCGUCGAUCACGGUGUGGUCAUGGGCGAAGGCGACGGAACAGUCAACCUCAUGUCAACAGGCUACAUGUGCAACAAAGGCUGGCGCAUGAAGCGCUACAAUCCAGCUAACGUCUCCGUAAUUGCAUACGAAAUGCCGCACGAACCAGACCGAUUCAGUCCAAGAGGAGGCCCCAACACAGCCGACCACGUCGACAUUCUCGGUCGAUCCAGUCUGAACGACCUGAUUCUCAAGGUCGCAGGCGGCAAGGGACACCUCAUUGAAGACACAAUUUACUCCAACAUCAGACAGUAUGCGGAGAAGGUCAAGAUCUGGGACGACGAGGAGGGAGAAGAAGACUAUGGGAGCGAUGAGACGCCGAAGUAUGGCAUGCAUGCUGUUCCUGCUGAUGAGUUGAAAGAAUAG